AUUCUCUUUAGCUCAUUUAGAAUAGCAUUUCUUUAUAUUUUUCUAGCUAUGUUUAGCCUCCAAAUGAGGAGCUAAACUUCCAUUCUUGGUGUUGCUCUUGAAGCUUGUUGAUUAUUAAAGUUCGAUAAUGAGGUGUUGAAAAGAAUCAAGCAUAUAGUUGGCGGGCAUUUCAAGGGAAAUUGGGCGACUUAUGGGAAUGUUCCGGCGGCCACCCGUGAACUUUGGUGGCAGUUGUUCAAGUCCCAACAUUGAUGGAGUUCAUCGCUAGAUGAGGCUAUUCUCAAAGCAUAUAAUUCAUGAAUCUCGACGUGGAUGAGACCCACUUUUAGGAUCGCCCGAAAUAGUGGUAAAAAGCCGGGAUUCCUUUCUGAUGAUGUUUGGGAGAACCUUUGUCGACAUUGGGCUUUGGAUCAUGAAUAUUUGAAGAGAAGCCAAACCGGUAAGGUAAACCGAAACUCCGACAAAGCCAAGGAGAUACAAUAUAAUGGCACGGGGGCCGCAAACCCCAGGAUCAACAUAAAAAAGACCUGGAAGGGUCGGGACCCGAGAAAAAGAAGGUCACACCAUUGGCCCUGAUCAAACAUUGUUGGACGAAGGGUGAUGAGUCGCUGCCACCUCACCUCUCCGAAAUUGAAAAGAAGUAUGAGAAAGAGUUGGAGAAGAGACGGGCCGAGCGAAGUGGCUCAGAUAUAUGACGAACUCGAUGAGAGUCAAGAUGAUGAUGCCAUCUUGGCGGCUGCCAGAGUUUACAAGGGCCGGGUUCUGUUUAUGGGUGCUGAAGGUGUACGGAUUUUGCACAACUCCGGAGGAGCUAGCUCAUCUUCCCGACCGGCGGAUGAUGAAUGGGUUGCCCGUCUGAAGAAAGAAUUGGUGGAACGACGGGAAGAGAACCGGAGAACAAGAGAAAGUCUGGAAGAGAUGGAACGCCAAAUGGAUCGUUUCAACGCCACCUAUCGGCCUCCCACACACAUAAUGCACCCUGAGACGAUCGACCCCUCAAAUUCCCUUCAUGGGAGGUAUGGGCGGUAUGGGUGACGCUAUGGGUUUCCCCAGUUAUAACACUUUGUCCAGGUCUUUUCCGUAUGGAUUUUAUGAUCAACCAUUUCAGACUCCCGGAGGUCAAGCCAGCCGAGGAAGCAGCCAUGGCGGUGGGCAACCCGAACAGCCCGAAGAGCCCGAAGCGCCCUAAGCACCCGAUGAUAAUGAUAAUGUACUAAUUGAUUUUGAUGACUAUACAAACUUGUAAUAAUUAGUUUAUUUUAAAUUUGAUUUUUUAUUAAAUUAUUGUGAUUGCAUGUAUGAG
Cuscuta europaea is the source of this 1303-nucleotide messenger RNA. The record is from the annotation of a GenBank genome assembly. Lineage: Eukaryota; Viridiplantae; Streptophyta; Magnoliopsida; Solanales; Convolvulaceae.